GUCCCUGCCAUUUCGCUAGCCUAUGAGGAAGCCGAGUCCGAUAUCAUGAAACGUCAGCCCCGUAAUCCGUUCACUGAUAAAUUGGUCAACGAAAGACUUAUCUCGAUGGCCUACGGACAGAUCGGUAUGAUCCAGGCCGCCGCCGGUUUCUUCGUGUACUUCGUCAUCAUGGCCGAGAAUGGGUUCCUGCCGCUGCACCUGUUCGGUCUCCGCAAGGGCUGGGACUCGAAGGCCGUCAACGAUCUGACCGACUCGUACGGACAGGAAUGGACCUACCGCGACCGCAAGACCCUGGAGUUCACCUGCCACACCGCGUUCUUCGUCUCGAUCGUCGUCGUCCAGUGGGCUGAUUUGAUCAUCUGCAAGACCCGCCGUAACUCGAUUUUCCACCAGGGCAUGAGAAACUGGGCGCUCAACUUCGGUCUCGUGUUCGAGACGAUACUGGCUGCGAUCCUCUCGUACACGCCCGGCAUGGACAAGGGCCUGCGCAUGUUCCCACUCAAAUUCGUUUGGUGGCUGCCAGCCUUGCCGUUCAGCUUGUCCAUCUUCGUGUACGACGAAAUCCGUCGUUUCUACUUGAGACGCAACCCAGGCGGCUGGUUAGAGCAAGAAACGUACUAUUAGGUCAACAAAUUUAUAUUUAAAAAGAUUAAUUAAAAAGAAGAAGGAAAAACUGAAAAAACUGGAGAUAAAAAAGAACCGUAAAAAAUAACAAAAAAUGAGCAUAAAAAAGUAAUUAUAUUUUUUUAAUUAUUAAAUUUAUAUAAAGUUAUAAAUUAUGAUUUCCAUACACACACAGACACACGAAAAAAGAUGAUGAAGAAGAAGAUGAAACACACACACAGACACACGAAGAUGAAAAUACUAGCGGAAAAAAUCGUGAAGAAGAUAAGAAGCAGUAUCUCCCGUCCUCAUCGAACUCAAUUCCCCCUUGUGCACAUUAACAUUCACACACACAACCGACAUGUCUCCCCUCGUUCGCAUCUAUAUGAUUAUCUCACGCACACACACACACACGCCGACACUCGUUCCGCCACGCGCGUAUGGAUGUUGCCAUGGAAACCUUUUGUGUUGUGAAGCAAAUGGAGAAGAGAGGGUCACAAGCGCCGCGUCAGCAGCAGCAGCCUACUACAACUGAGAAUCAGCGUCGCCGCGAUCGACUCCGGUUGAACCAACACAUUCGCACCCAGCCCACCACCCGUCGUCGUCGUACUCACACACACACAACUCACAUGAUCACACACAUACACACACAAGUUCACUCACAUACGCCAGUUGCGCAUUUUCGGAGCAGCUAAUCGUUAUUGAAGAAAAAUCGCGCGUUCGUGUUAGUUUUUAGCCACACAGGCAGAGACUCUAUAGCAGCCUAAAAAGCCGAAACGGGAAGAGCGAGAGAGGACAUUUUACACUGAAUUUGUGAAAUAUGAUUAAUAAACAAAAAAGUAACAAGCGAAACACAAACAAAGUAAUCUAAUCCGUGUGCGCCUACCUUCACGCAGUCUCACACAUACAUGCAGCCAUUGUGUACUCUAUUUCGCAUGCCAUCUCACGUACACACGAAGCCCGAAAGAUAGAGAUAUUUUGUCGUGUGAGUGUUCGUGUCUCGUUCGCCAUAAUGAUGUUCAAAUAAAACACACACACGUAAACACAUACACACACAUACAUGCAGACAGACAGACACAGAUAGAUCUUCUCUCGUGCGCUCGGCAAUGCACUCGGAAAAAAAGAACCCCGCCCCGCUCUCCCUUCCACCUGUCUCUGUCUCUGUCUCUACUCGCUAUACUACUCGUCCCGUUUCACACUCCUCUCAUCACUUUCUCUAGCCCGCCGCGCUUCCCCGCCUGCCUCCCGAAUCCCGCCCAGUCGUCUCUUCCGAGCAGACGCUCCCGUUUCCCACACGCCCCUUUCCCCCUCUCUAUCUUUCAUCAUUCUCUUAUUAUUAAUAAAUUAAAAAUACAAAAUGAAAUCAACUCGUUGUUAGUUACAAAGAAAAGCUAAUUUAAAAAAUUUAAAAAUAAUGAAGAAACUCUAGAAGUAGUGAGAAGAAUCAACAAAGAACUAAAAUUUAGUAGAAGCAAACUAAGAAGAAAAAAAAACAAGGAUAAGCGCAAGGAAAAAUUGUUAACGAAAGUGAAGUGAAUAUAUUAGAAGAGAAUAAAAGUUGUUUUAAAGAUUGUUUUUA
Aedes albopictus (Asian tiger mosquito) is the source of this 2182-nucleotide messenger RNA. RefSeq names its product sodium/potassium-transporting ATPase subunit alpha-like. Gene Ontology annotation, cellular component: plasma membrane. Lineage: Eukaryota; Metazoa; Arthropoda; Insecta; Diptera; Culicidae. Gene Ontology annotation, biological process: intracellular sodium ion homeostasis; potassium ion import across plasma membrane; intracellular potassium ion homeostasis. Gene Ontology annotation, molecular function: ATP hydrolysis activity; P-type sodium:potassium-exchanging transporter activity; ATP binding. The record is from RefSeq and is a predicted model, not a curated record.